AUGUCGGAACGCCGGGAUGCUUCUUCGCAAAAUAAUGCACGAUCGCAAUCCACCCAGGCCUCGUCGAUGCGCGGGGAAGAUGAUGCGACGGAAAGAGCCUCGAAUAGAAGUGUGUCCUCAUUUCUUCAUUAUGGCUCGGAAAGUCAAUUCUCGGUCUCAUCAACCACUGGAGUCUCUCGUCGGGUGAACGAUCAACGAUCGGAUCUUGGAGUUUCCACUCGUCAUCAUCGCCUAGUUCAGGUGCAAGGUAUGGAAGAUGAACUGGCCGUCGAUCCAAAUCAGCCUCGCAUGUACAUUUGGGGAACGCGGAUUUGCAUCUACGAUGUGCAAAGAACAUUCCGCUCUUUUAUCACCACGUACACUCUACAAUCGGUUGACGACGAUGAGGUGAUGGCUCGUAGUACGGAAGGACGACGCCACGAAAUCGAUCUAACUGCUCCAUACUACAUGGAACGUUUGGCCGAGAUUCGAGAGACUGCUGUGACUUUCCUGGAUGUCAAUCUGACUCACAUCAAAGACUUCUCCGAGCCACUCUAUCGCAAAAUUAUCGCUUAUCCUGGGGAUAUCAUUCCUUAUCUCGAUAUGACUGCCAAUGAGGUCUAUCUCGAGAAAUACAAUCAACAAUUGCCGACUCCAAUAGAGAUUCGUCCAUUCAACGCUGAGAAAACUCGCUGCAUGAGGAAUUUGGAUCCAGUUGAUAUCGAUCAAUUGAUCACGAUUUCUGGUAUGGUUACAAGAACUUCGACGUUGAUUCCCGAGAUGAGGACUGGUUUCUUCCAGUGUACAGUUUGUGAGACACCCGUGGCUGAUGUGGAAGUUGAUAGAGGCCGCAUCAUGGAACCUGUAACUUGCACAAACUGUGCCAACUCGCACUGCUUCCAAUUGAUUCACAAUCGAUCGCUCUUCCUUGACAAGCAGAUCAUCAAACUUCAGGAAAGUCCAGAUGACAUGCCAGCUGGACAAACUCCACACACGCUCACCAUCUUUGCUCAUGGUAAAUUGGUUGAAUCUGUGCAACCGGGAGAUCGUGUGACGGUGACUGGGAUCUAUCGAGCUCAAGGAUCAAAGACGAACCCUCGUCAACGUGUGCUCAACUCGGUCUACCGUACCAACAUCGAUGCAUUGCACUUUAGGAAAACCGACAUCUCGCGCUUGCACCAAAACAAUGGGGAAAGUCUCACCGAUGAGCGCAUUGCACAAAUCAAAGCGCUAAGUCAACGAGAGGAUAUCAUGGAAAUUCUCGCGAAUGCCAUUGCGCCUUCGAUCUAUGAACAUAUGGAUGUGAAGAAAGGAAUUCUCUGUCUUCUCUUUGGCGGAACGAGAAAAGAGGAUGAGCACACGCAUAAGACAAAGUUGCGCAGUGAAAUCAACAUUUUGCUUUGUGGAGACCCUGGAACGGCAAAGUCGCAACUUCUGCAAUACGUCUUCCAUCUGUUGCCUCGUUCGCAAUACACCUCUGGAAAGGGAUCAUCGGCUGUCGGUUUGACGGCCAGUGUUGCGAGAGAUGCUGAUACAAAACAAUUGGUGCUUCAAACGGGAGCUCUUGUGCUGGCCGACAAUGGUGUUUGUUGCAUUGACGAGUUUGACAAGAUGAAUGAGGGAGCAAGAUCGGUGCUUCACGAGGUUAUGGAACAACAAACUCUAUCGAUUGCCAAAGCGGGUAUCAUUUGUCAAUUGCACGCGAGGACGUCGGUCCUUGCCGCGGCAAAUCCGGUCGACUCAAAGUGGAAUCGCGACAAGACAAUCGUCGACAACAUUCAGUUGCCUCACACGUUGCUCUCAAGAUUCGAUUUAAUUUUCUUGAUGGUCGAUCCACAGGAUGAGAAGUACGACCGCCGUUUGGCCUCUCAUCUGGUCUCGUUGUACUACCGCCGCGAAGGGGAGGACGUCAAUGAGAGAUUUGAUAUGGCUCUGCUCAGGGAUUAUAUUGCUUAUGCCAAAGCUUUCGUCUAUCCUGUCAUCACCGAGGAGGCCUCGCAAUUCCUCAUCGAUAAGUACCUCAGCAUGCGCAAGUCUGGGGCCACUGUCGGACAAAUCAGUGCAUAUCCUAGACAGCUUGAAAGUCUCAUUCGUCUGGCCGAGGCUCAUGCAAAGAUUCGUCUCGCCGAAGUGGUGACCGUUGAUGAUGUGGACAAGGCUUACAAGUUGCACCGAGAAGCUCUCCGCCAGUCGGCUGUGGACCCAGCCACCGGGCGUGUCGAUGUGGGAAUUCUGGCUGCUGGUAUCUCUUCAACAGCACGCAAAUUGGUCACGAAAAUCGCCGAGGACAUCACCGCCUACUUGCAAAAGGGAGCCGCUCAGAAUUUGAACGUGAAGAACCUCUUCACGACAAUGCAUCAAACGGAUCGCUCCCUCAAUCGAAAUCUCUUUGAUGAGGCGAUCACCGAGUUGGUGAAGAAAGAAAUGAUCGUUCGAACUGGCGAGCGAAUUCGAUUUUUGCCCAAAAGGGCU
Messenger RNA from Mesorhabditis belari, 2451 nucleotides. NCBI's taxonomy places the organism in Eukaryota, Metazoa, Nematoda, Chromadorea, Rhabditida, Rhabditidae. The record is from the annotation of a GenBank genome assembly.